CACCAAGAGGAGGAGAAAAAACUGCAAUUGCAUGACGUCAUCAUUACAAGUAGCGACGUUGAAGAAGAAACGCGAGAUUUGUAGAUGUAAAGAACGAUUUUGGAUUAGGGUCAAUUGCAGCAGGAGCGUUUAUACCGGCUGCGAUGAGACCAAUCAGGCUUCCGGAGCCGCCCGGCGGUUUCUCAGGCAUGCCUGAGAUCUUCGAAGGCGGUGUGUACGGCGCAAUCAGACGGGCGGUUGUAAUUGGAAACGGUUUCUCGGGUGCGGAGAAUCAGUGUAUCGGAUUGGUUAGGGCUCUCGGCCUAUCGGGUCGCCAUUCCUUAUACCGUGUUACUAGGCCAAGAGGAGGGUUUAAUGAGUGGUUUCGAUGGCUUCCAGUUUCAAUCCACCAAAAGGUAGACUAUUUCAUAAGACAAAUCACAGUUAAAGGGAAUAAAGUGAUGCCUAUUUCACCUGAGAGAAAGGGCUUGUCAAGUAUUUUAGAAGCUGACGCAAAGAAAAUUGCAAGUAUGGCACGUGAAACAUUUGAAAGGGAAGGGCCAGUAUUGGUAGUGGCUUCUGGUCACGAUACCAUUUCUGUGGCAAGCUCCAUAAAACAGUUAGCACCAGAAAAUGUUUUUGUUGUUCAGAUUCAACAUCCAAGGUCACAUCUAAGCAGGUUUGAUUUAGUGAUUACUCCUAAGCAUGAUUAUUACCCAUUGACUCCUCAUGCCCAGGAGCAAAUUCCAUGGUUUCUUCGAAGGUGGAUAACUCCACGCAAACCUCCUGAUAGUCGUGUGUUUCUCACAGUGGGAGCUCUGCAUCAAGCUGAUUCAGCUUUACUAAGGAGUGCUGCCUCUGCAUGGCAUGAUGAAUUGGCGCUGUUGCCGAAGCCCUUGCUCGUGGUCAAUAUUGGUGGCUCUACAAGCAGCUGUCAAUAUGGUGUGGAUCUUGCAAAGCAGUUAACAGCUUACCUGCAGAAUGUUCUAUGGAGUUGUGGAAGCCUCAGAAUUUCUUUCUCUAGAAGAACUCCUGAAAAGGUAUCCAGAAUUCUACUGAAAGAAUUUAGUGGUGAUCCCAAGGUUUACAUUUGGGAUGGUGAAGGUCGGAACCCACAUAUGGGGCAUCUAGCUUGGGCUGAUGCUUUUGUUAUCACAGCUGAUUCUGUGAGCAUGAUGAGUGAAGCUUGCAGUACUGGGAAGCCUGUCUAUGUUAUUGGAGCUGAGCGGUGUACAUGGAAGUUUGCUGACUUUCAGAAGUCCCUUCGAGAACGAGGAGUGGUUAGACCAUUUACUGGAAUGGAAGAUAUAUCUGAGAGCUGGAGCUAUUCGCCGCUAAAUGACACCGUGGAGGCUGCCAGUCGGGUUAUUGAAGCCCUUGCUGGGCGUGGAUGGACAAUACAGUUGUGAGGGGAUUUCUCAUAUGGAGGUUCUAUAGGCUACAGCCCAAUAAUGUUUAAAUGGUGCCAGGAUUUGUUACACUAACACAUUUUCUCACCAAGUUUUGACCACUUUGCAAUAGCAGUUAACAUAUACAGAAUAUUUUCUGCCCAUAGGAACAGAGAGAGAGAGAGGAUUUUGUCAGUUGCUUACGGCUGAUUUUCUCCCUUUUCCAUUGCGUUGAAGUUACCGGCAUUUUAACCGAGCUUGUAUAUUGAACUGCCGUACAUUUGAAUCCAUUUCAAGUUAAUAAGAUUCAUUCACUUCUUGUUUCUGCA
Tripterygium wilfordii is the source of this 1696-nucleotide messenger RNA. RefSeq names its product mitochondrial fission protein ELM1-like. Gene Ontology annotation, cellular component: mitochondrial outer membrane. Bases 144 to 1388 code for a protein of 414 amino acids. Lineage: Eukaryota; Viridiplantae; Streptophyta; Magnoliopsida; Celastrales; Celastraceae. The transcript is spliced from 11 exons. The record is from RefSeq and is a predicted model, not a curated record. Gene Ontology annotation, biological process: mitochondrial fission.